AUGGCCGGCCUCAGCCCUCAGGUAACGAACCUGGUCAUCAUCCUCGGGAUGAUGCAGGUGUCGAAGCGGAUCCCCUUUGAUGACCCGGACGUCCUGAACAUUGUGCGCAUUGGCUACGUUGCCAGCAACCUGAUCAUCCUGGCUAUCUCUCUGUAUAUCGGAAGCCUGAUCGACAAGAAGAAGGACCUCACCACGCUCAAGUAUGUCGAGCCUGCCCCGAUGGGCUCGGCCGAGGAGCCAAAGCUUGUCACCACGACCAUCCACGCCUACGACAAGGCACAGCUCAAGACGCUCAUGCGCUCGCAGAUGAUGGGUGUCGCCAUGAUGGGCUUUAUGCACCUGUACAUGAAGUACACCAACCCGCUCCUGAUUCAGUCCAUCAUCCCGCUCAAGGGCGCCUUCGAGUCCAACCUCGCCAAGAUCUACCUCUUCGGCAAGCCCGCCUCGGGCGACUUGAAGCGCCCGUUCAAGGCAGCCGGUGGUCUGAUGAGCAGCCUCCAGGGCGGCUCAGCACAGAGCGACAAGAAGGCCGUCGAAGCCGCCGAGCGGUCUGGCCGGGGAGGUGCCAAGGAGGAGUAG
Molecule: messenger RNA, 579 nt
Organism: Grosmannia clavigera kw1407
Lineage: Eukaryota; Fungi; Ascomycota; Sordariomycetes; Ophiostomatales; Ophiostomataceae
Product: phosphate transporter
Exons: 3
Coding region: 1-579 (192 amino acids)
Biological process (GO): protein targeting to ER
Cellular component (GO): mitochondrion; endoplasmic reticulum
Source: RefSeq, a predicted model, not a curated record